This is a messenger RNA of Mauremys mutica (yellowpond turtle), 3293 nucleotides long. Its product is annotated as sperm flagellar protein 2-like. The record is from RefSeq and is a predicted model, not a curated record. Gene Ontology annotation, molecular function: protein dimerization activity. The coding region runs from base 1 to 3042 and encodes 1013 amino acids. Gene Ontology annotation, biological process: sperm axoneme assembly. Gene Ontology annotation, cellular component: sperm midpiece; manchette. The transcript is spliced from 11 exons. NCBI's taxonomy places the organism in Eukaryota, Metazoa, Chordata, Testudines, Geoemydidae.
AUGAAGGUUGAAGUGGACCGUUUCCAAGAUACAAAGAGAUUUCUACAUGACUAUUACAGGGGAAUGGAAGGCAAAAUGCCAACAGAGGCCUAUCAAGAGUUUGCUAGAAUCCCAUUAUUAGAUAUUGUUAAUGUCGAGCAAUCUGUGGAUCAAAGCAAGUCAAAAAGGAUUCCCAUGGUUCCUCGUAGACCCCCUUCUCCUGAAAUAAAUGUCAUCAAGCAGAAAAGCAAAGCAAUUCAACUAAAGAGCAAUAAGGAGGAGAAUUCCUCUGAAAGUAUAAUAUUUAACUUUGGGGCAGAUGAGAAACUUAUCACUGAUACAUGGCAAGCAGCAGUAACAGCAAUAUCAAAUAUGGUAACUGCUGAAAAACAAUCAAAAGAAGCAGAGGAAGAAAAAGAACGCCAGCAGCUAGAAAAGAAAGAACAAGAACGUCAAAAACCUUCUCAGGCAGCAGGAGGCAAAGGUGGUGGAAAGGAUGCCAAAGAUGCCAAGAAACCACCUCCCAAAUCACCCACCAAAAAGAAAGGUGUUCCUUCUCCAGCACCUGUGGUUGAAGCCACUCCCAUUCCUCUAACACCAGAGGAACUAAAGAAACAAGAAUUAAAGCUUAAAAUGAAACAGGAAUAUUUUAGUGCCCUUGAAUAUGAAGAGGAAGCUGCAAAAUCUCGACUACAGCUGAUUAAGAUAAAGGCAUUAACAUUUGUUGAAGAACUAGUAAUGAAAGCAGAAGAAACUUACAAAUGUAUGGAAAAGUGGCUUGGCGCCAGGUUCCUUGCAGAAAUGUCCAGUGUUGACAAAUUAACUGAGAUUGCACGCCACCACAUUGAAUGUUCUACGAGAAUCCAAUAUGAAUUGGUUUUAGAUGAGACAGACUUCUUCAUAAGCAAUGAUGUAAAAGUAAUUCCAGAUCCUAUCCCUCCACCACGGCCUCCACCUGUAGAGACAUCUGUAAAUGGUACCCUAACUAUUUCACAACUUAGCACACUCCAUAAGCAAUUUCUACAGGUGGCACCUAAAGCCAUAAAAGCACUGAAGCAUUUUAAAGGCAAGAAUAUCCCUACUAACAAGAGCAAAGUCGGUGACGAAGGAAAAGAGAAACAGUGUUUUGAACAUCAAGCAAAGGGGAAUCGCCAGUUUCUGAAAACAUGGCUAACGAAAUACCCAUGGUUAAAGUAUGAUGAUAAAAGAGGAAUCAUGUUCUGUGCCCUGUGUCGCAAGCAUAAUGUGAACUUGGGGGAAAACAUACAUAAUUUUUGUUCUGGGACUGACAUCUUUAAGCUUGAAUUUAUAAAUGUACACCACAGCAGUGAAGCUCAUGCCUGGGCUAGUUGCAUGGAAGUUGCCAGCAGUGCUACAGGAGACCAAGCUUCUACUGAGCAGAUGUUAAAGAGCAUGAACAAAGUAACUUUAGGACGAAUAGAAAAUAUUUUUAGAACAUGCCAUGCUAUAGCCAAGUGUGGACGUCCUUUCACAGACCUUGACUGGAUGUGCAAACUGGAUGACAUGAAAGGUGUGGACAUUGGUUCUAUGUUUAGAAAUGACAAGUCAGCAAGAACAUUUAUACAUUAUAUAGCUGAAGUAGAACGUAGGGCCUUGAAAGAGAAACUCGAAAAAUGUAAGUUCUUCUCCCUUAUUAGUGAUGGAGUGGCAGACAAUGCAAUCAAAGAAGGUGCAGUUGUAUAUAUACGCUUUGCCUCUGAAGGAAAAGUCCACUGCCAGAUUGUUGGGGUUCAAUCAGUUGACAAGCCUGAUGCUUCAACUAUAAAAAAUGCCAUUGUGAAAACUUUGCAAAUAAAUCUUCAGGUCAAUCUGUCAAGUCAAGACUGGUCAAGAAAAUUGGUUGGGUUUGGGAGUGAUGGUGCAGAUGUCAUGGUAGGAGAAAACAAUGGGGUAGCUAAGCUGCUGAAGGAAAUUCAGCCUUGUGUGCAAUCUGUGCAUUGUUUUGCUCAUCGACUUGAACUGGCUUAUAAGGGAGCACUGAAAAGCAUUCAGCUAUACACCACUCUAAGUGGUCUCUUGCAAAAUAUGUAUUACUUUUAUCAUAACUCACCUCUAAAUAAGAGCAAUCUCAAAUCCACAUAUGAAACCCUUAAGCUACGUCCAGCGAUUCCCUCUCGAAUUGGAGGCACUCGAUGGCUUUCUCGCCUACAGACAGCUCUCCAGAUCCUACUUAAGGGUUACCCUGCAAUUCUCCUGCAUAUGAAUAAGUUCCAGGUGCAAGGAGACCCAAGUGCCUCAAAUCACCAAAAAGCCAAAUGCCUUCUAAAGCUUCUUCUGAAAAUGGAGGUUGUCAAGUUCUCUCACUUCUUGCUGGAUAUCAUUAAUGUUCUCAACAUUCUAUCCCGUGUUACUCAGGAUCGUAACUCUUCCAUUGCAGAUAUAUUUGCAACCAUGCAGUCGACACUGGAAACACUCCAAAUGUAUAAAACAAGAUCUGGUCCAAAGGAGCGCCUAGUUGAUGCAGUUACACACUUUCAUGGUCACCAGCUUGUAGGAAAUGAAAAUAUCUUACCAGUACGAACCAAAGUAUUAAGUAAUCUGGUGAGGAGGCUACAUGAUUGCUUUUGUGAUGCCAGCCAAGAUGUUUUGAGAGCUACCACCAUUGGAAGUUUUAAACUUUGGCCAGACAAGAUCAAACAAGAAUUUGGUGAAAGGGAGGUCUCCAUCCUAACUAAGCAUUAUGAACCAAUACUGGAAGGUGCCAAUGUAAAAGUUGAUGAGGUUGACACUGAAUGGAGCAUGCUGAAAUUAGAGCUAUAUGACAGAUUUCAGAACAUUCGGAGUUUGACAUGGGAUUCAGUGAACUCAGAUUACUCUCACAAGUAUCCUAACAUCCUGAUGCUGGUAGAUUUGAUCCUAACACUUCCUGCAAGUUCAGCUGAGGCAGAGCGUGGCUUCAGUCAAAUGAAGCUUACCAUGAUGCAACUGCACUCUAAAGGAAUGUCUGAAAGUGUGACUGAUCUCAUGAUAAUUCAGCUGAAUUCCCCAGACAUCAAAAAGUUUGACCCAGAGAAGGCUAUUCAUUUGUGGAAUAGUGCUUAGCAAAGACAUAGAAGACUACAGACUGCCUAUAUGAUAACUAAUGGAAGAUCAGAUUGCUCCUCAGACUCUGAUUUUGAUAGUCAUUAUGGGAGUGAUUAGAGUUGUUCAAAAUACCAAGUUUUCAUUUUUGUAUCUUGCAUGGAGAUUUUUGUAACAUUCCUUGAAAAUUUAGCCAAAGCAAAAAUUACACUAAGUUCACAAAAAUUUAGCAUUGCCAAGAUGGCAACUUGAUUUAAACAAGUGUCUUGAAA